Messenger RNA from Vitis vinifera (wine grape), 2519 nucleotides. Its product is annotated as very-long-chain aldehyde decarbonylase CER3. Gene Ontology annotation, molecular function: oxidoreductase activity; iron ion binding. The record is from RefSeq and is a predicted model, not a curated record. Lineage: Eukaryota; Viridiplantae; Streptophyta; Magnoliopsida; Vitales; Vitaceae. The transcript is spliced from 11 exons. Bases 525 to 2387 code for a protein of 620 amino acids. Gene Ontology annotation, biological process: lipid biosynthetic process.
CACAUCCAAAUUGUGACAUUUCUAUUCGGAAAAAAGUAUGAAAGUGAAAGGCCAAUCCAUACAAAUUGUGGCAUUUCUUUACGGAACCAAGUCAUGGAAGUGAAAGGUCUAUAAAAGACACAGAGCCAUUAAUCCUCCCUUCUCAACCACCACGUCCAUCACAAUUCAUCUACCAAUUAAACCUAGCCUUGCACUACCCAUAUACAAAUUGUGACUUUUCUAUGCGCAUAUGGAACCAAGCCAUGAAAGUGAAAGGCCUACCCAUAACCAAAAUCAUUAAUCCUCUCCUCUCAACUGCAACCCACCACAUUAAUAUUCAUCUACCACCGACUCUGCAAUCACAAAAACAUCUUUGGUUCGGGCCCAGUUGGGCAGAUCGAGGAAAACUCAGUAUGUUAAUGGGUAGAAAUUGGGGUUGAUAGGAAAUUAAAUUCAUUGUGAUUUGGUUUCUAAGAUAUUUAUAAGUAGUGGGGAGCUUGUACUUAGUUGCAAAUUAAGAAAAAGAAACUCUAUCAAGGCAAACCAUGGAUCAUGCCCCAUUAUCUGCUUGGCCUUGGGAGAAUUUGGGUUCUUACAAGUAUUUAUUAUAUGGACCAUUUCUUGCAAGACUCAUCUAUUCAAUGAUUUGGGAGAAGACCCAAAACCCUAGUUGGUGCCUACAUAUUCUCCUCCUAUGUGCCCUUAGGGGCCUUGUUCAUCAGUUAUGGUACUCUUACUGUAACAUGCUCUUCAUUACUCGAAACCGCUGGAUUCUUCGACAAGGAAUCAAUUUCAAACAAAUCGAUCGUGAAUGGCAUUGGGAUAACUUCAUAAUUCUCCAAGCUUUCGUGGCUGGCAUGGUCUUGCUCAGCUUCCCAUUCCUUACCAAUCUUCCUUUAUGGAACACAAAGGGAAUUAUAUGUUGCAUGGUGCUCCAUAUGGGAAUUUCAGAGCCCCUUUAUUAUUGGUUCCAUAGAUUGUUGCAUACCCAAUACUUCUUUUCCCAUUAUCAUUCACUUCACCAUGCCUCUAUUGUGACACAACCUUUUACAGCAGGGCUAGCAACCUUUUUGGAGCAUUUAAUGAUGGGUGUGAUUAUAGGAAUUCCAACGGUUGGGACAUGGCUAUUUGGAUAUGGGUCAAUUAGUUUGAUAUAUGGCUACAUUUUGGUGUUUGAUUUCCUAAGAUGUAUGGGGCAUAGCAAUGUUGAAAUCAUUCCUCAUGCUCUCUUUCAGAUCUUUCCAUUCCUUAAGUAUUUUCUCUACACUCCCACAUACCACUGCCUACACCACACAGAGAUGAACACCAAUUUCUGCCUCUUUAUGCCCCUUUAUGAUUCAAUUUGGAAAACAAUCAACACCAAAUCCUGGGAUCUUCAUAAAAGAACAAGUUCAGGUAAAAAUGAAAGAAUAGCUGACUUUGUAUUCCUCGCCCAUCUUGUGGACGUUAUGGCAACCUCGCACUCCCCAUUCUUUUUCCGGUCAUUGAGCUCACUCAAAUACUCCUUCAAAUUAUUCUUGCUUCCAAUGUGGCCUUUCUUGUUCGUUUUGAUGAACUUUUCAUGGGUAGUGUACAAAACCUUUGUGGCUGCAUCCUACAAUCUGAGAGGGAGAUUGCAUCAAACAUGGAUGGUUCCUAGAUAUGGUUUCCAGUAUUUCCUACCAUUUGCUAGGGAAGGCAUAAAUAAAGUGAUUGAAGAAGCCAUCCUUGAGGCUGAUAGAAUGGGUGUCAAGGUCAUUAGUCUCGCUGCAUUAAACAAGAAUGAAUCUCUAAAUGGAGGUGGAACACUAUAUGUUAACAAGCAUCCCAACCUUCGAGUCAGAGUUGUCCAUGGAAACACCUUGACUGCUGCUGUGAUACUCAAAGAGAUCCCGCAAAAUGCAACCCAAGUCUUCUUGACCGGCGCUACAUCUAAAUUAGGAAGGGCCAUUUCCCUCUACCUUUGUCGCAAAAAGAUUUUUGUACUGAUGCUAACUCAAUCCUCGGAGAGAUUCGAAAGUAUCCAAAGGGAGGCUCCAAUCGAUUGCCAGCAAUUUCUAGUUCAAGUGACAAAAUAUCAAGCAGCACAAUAUUGUAAGACAUGGAUCAUUGGCAAAUGGUGCACCCCAAGCGAGCAAAGUUGGGCUCCUCCAGGGACACAUUUCCAUCAAUUUGUUGUGCCACCAAUCUUGGGUUUUAGAAGAGACUGCACUUACGGCAAGCUUGCAGCCAUGAGACUUCCAGAAGAUGUUGAAGGCCUGGGAUAUUGUGAGUAUACGAUGGAAAGAGGAGUCCUCCAUGCUUGCCAUGCAGGUGGUGUUGUUCAUCUCCUACAAGGUUGGACUCACCAUGAGGUCGGGGCCAUUGAUGUGGAUCAGAUUGAUGUUGCGUGGACCGCUGCACUCAGCCAUGGCUUCAAACCAGUUUAAUUUCUUUAUAUGGAAACACUAUAUAUAAUAAAGAAAAAGACCUGGUCUAUAAAUAUUGGACACUAUGCACAAAUUAAUAAUGUAAAAAGCCCCCAACGUGUGUGCAUGCACAAAAGCAAUUUACAUGCAUCC